AUGGCAGAACCAUGCCAUGACCAACCCCCCGCAACAGAACUCUCGAAAGCAGAGCGCUUCAAAGCUACACACCUCGCCGCGCGCCAUGGCAACUACCACCAAUAUUACGCCAAAUUCCGGGCUCCCACCGUUCCAGACGAGCGCCUUUCCAUUCUCCCAUCAGAUAUCCUCCGCAACGCGCGAGUCAUAGACCUAGGCUGCAACGCGGGCAAAUUGACCCACGAGGCGAUAGCGCACUGUGGCGCAGCUGCCGCAGUCGGCGUCGAUAUCGACCCGUGGCUGGUCGAGCAGGCGAAGGCGGCGUACCCGGACGGACCGUGCACAUUUGAGCACUUUGACUUCGUGGAUGCGUCCGCGUACACUGGUACUGCGCUCGGCAAGUUCGACGUUGUCUUGCUGCUUUCUGUGACCAAGUGGAUCCAUCUCAACAACGGGGACCCCGGGAUGUUGACGCUAUUUGCGCACAUACACAGCAUACUGAAUGAGGGGGUUAUCUCGUCGUGGAGCCGCAGCCUAUGA
Molecule: messenger RNA, 519 nt
Organism: Penicillium verrucosum
Lineage: Eukaryota; Fungi; Ascomycota; Eurotiomycetes; Eurotiales; Aspergillaceae
Product: class I SAM-dependent methyltransferase
Exons: 1
Coding region: 1-519 (172 amino acids)
Molecular function (GO): RNA methyltransferase activity; O-methyltransferase activity
Source: RefSeq, a predicted model, not a curated record